Procambarus clarkii (red swamp crayfish) is the source of this 4852-nucleotide messenger RNA. It is a transcript of the gene Tsp26A, whose product is annotated as Tetraspanin 26A. NCBI's taxonomy places the organism in Eukaryota, Metazoa, Arthropoda, Malacostraca, Decapoda, Cambaridae. The record is from RefSeq and is a predicted model, not a curated record. Gene Ontology annotation, cellular component: plasma membrane.
GUAGGUGGGAGGCAGCGUCAUCUGGCGGCCGGAGAGGAAAGCGGGGCGGCGCAGCUCGGGGGAAUAUGAUGCCCGUAUUAUCGUAAAUUGUUGCUUCCAGGCGGCGAUUCUGACCAAGAUGCCAGUGAAACGAUACCGGCGAGAUCAAAGUGAGGUCAGCUGCUGCCUGAAGUAUGUCAUAUUCGGCUUCAAUGUCAUAUUCUGGUUGAUGGGACUCAGUAUCUUGGCAAUUGGUGUGUGGGCAUGGACGGAGAAAGACACGUUUAAUAACCUUAGUCGUCUCACUAACAUUGCCCUUGAUCCAGCCUUUGUUCUUAUUGUCACCGGGUUGAUUACCUUUACUAUUGGCUUCACCGGUUGUGUUGGCGCCCUGAGGGAAAACACCUGCUUGCUAGCAUGUUAUGCUAUCUUCCUGGCCAUCCUGCUACUUUUGGAGAUGACAGCUGGCAUUUUAGGAUUCAUCUUCAAGGACUGGAUUAAAUCCCAAGCUACAAAUGGAUUUCAAGCAUUUAUUGUACACUACCGAGAUGACCCAGACCAACAAAAUCUUAUCGAUUGGAUACAGGAGAAAUGGUUGGAGUGUUGUGGUAUUGAAGGACCCAAGGAUUGGGAUCGCAACGUAUAUUUUAACUGCUCCUCAGAAGCUGUCGGCUCUAGGGAGGCUUGUGGAGUGCCAUUCUCGUGUUGUAAACAAAAAGCUAAUGAAAUAAUAAAAAACAAGCAAUGUGGAUAUGAUGUAAGAAAGCAAGAUUAUCAUGGUGAUCGGUCCCUGGUUAUUUACGAUCGUGGAUGUCUACGAGCAGGUGAAGAAUGGAUAGAGUCGAACCUAGUGCCUGUUGCAGGUGUAGCGGUUGGGGUGGCGGUGCUGCAGCGACUCGACGCAUCACAUAUAUAUGAAAAAGGCUGCUUACAAGCAGGAGAAGAAUGGUUAGAAAGAAACUUACUGGUUGUUGCAGGCGUAGCAGUAGGAGUUGCCUUCUUGCAGAUCCUUGGCAUCUGCUUUGCUCAGAAUCUGCGAGCCGACAUCUAUGCACAGAAAGCAAAAUGGAACUGACGGUUGGCUCCUGCUGCGGUGUAGUGAUAAGUCUGCUCACACUCCAGAACAUUUCUACAGUAACUUUGUUAGCCAUUCCCAUUGUAUGCAAGUUCAUUGUUUUUCCUUUUUAUCUUUACCAUUAUCAUGACAGCUCAGUUAGUUUGUCCUGACAUUACUGGUUUGUGUAAAAGUUUUAGUUAUGUAAGUAAAAGUUUUAGUAAAAGUUUAGUUUAGGAUAUAUAAUAUUCUAUUACAAAAUAUAGUUUUCUUAAAGAAAAUUUGAAUCUGUAGACAAAUAUUACAAUUUUCAAAAUUUUUUCAGUUUAGUAUCAGGAUGAGUUUUACCUAGGUCCAACAUAAUGUAUAUUAUUUAAUUCAUUGCUUUUCUACUGGGUCCUGUCCUUUGUGUAUAUUUGUGAUUCAUUGUUAUUCAUCUGAUUUUUUAAUCAAAAUAAUGGCAUUUUGUUACUGGCAUUGUGAAUGUUUUAAAAUUUUCUGUAGAAGAUUUUCUGGAGUGUUUCCUGCCCUCGGUCCACCUCAUUGGCCCUCUGUUUGGGCGUGCCACGUGAUAUCUUAAAGGAUAUCUUAAUCUGUAGAAGCCCUUGGGUAUUUUAUCGGAUACCAACAGAGUGCUGUUCCAUCUAAAGGGGGGCAGGAUGCAGGACACUUGUCAACAAUAUCGCUGUUGACUGUGAUUCAAGUAUGAUGGGAUUAGUUUGUUGUAAUUUAUGGGUAGUACUUCCAUGAGACAUGAUUUUCCUAAGAUUUACAGAGGAAAAAGUCUUGCUAAAACCCUACGUGUAAUGCUCGUUAUGACUGAUCUCGUCAUCCAUUGUACACAGCCGACUUGCCGCAGCAGGAAUUUAUUUUAGUAUCGAGGAGUUGCAAUCUCCUGAAAUGUAUAUUUAAUUUUUGAAUGGAAUCAAGGCGCACAAGUGUGUGUGUGUUGAUGUUCAGUAUGAUUGUCUCUGAAAUUAUAAGGUGUGCAAUACUAAAAAUUAUUGAAAAGUUUUGAUGCAAAAAGUUGCUUCAGCUUGGCGAUACAUACAUAUUUGACAUUUAGAAUCCAGGAUCUUCCUUCAAUGACAUCUCAAUUUCCUCUUGAUAUUUAUUAAAUGUCAUGAUGUAAAAAAAAGGAACAAUACUUGAUAUUUAUUUUCCCUUGUAUUUUUUCUCCUGGAUAAAGCAAAUAUUUGUGUAUUUAAAGUGGGACUUUUCAUUAUGGCUGUUAUGGCACACAUUUCUCAAGAGAUUACAAUUUUUGAGUGUUAGAUUAGUUUUAUAUGGAAAACUCGUUAAUAUUGAUAAGGCAUUCGUCAGAAUAGAUCUUUUUAUAUUGUAAUAUGUAGGAACUUAUGAAAAUUACAUACAUGUUGGUGUAAAUUUUAUAAAGUGUAUGCAUAUUUCCUAAUGUAUUAGUAUAUUAGUCUACUUGAGUUAAAAGUGCUGGUCAAGUUAAACCCUCGUUAAACUAUUUGUAAAUAAUGUAUGGCCUUUACUACAGCUUGAGAAGCCAAACAUUGGACUCGGUACAGAGUCUUCAAGUUGCCAUAUUCAUCCGCUCUCUGAAGUUUAAUUUAUCUUUAUACUUCUGAAAUAUUUUACACAUGGGAUCUUAUAGAAAAUAUAUUUUAAUCUACAUUAUCAGAAAAUUUGCAAGUCAGUCUCACAGUAUAAUGUACAGUCCAUAUGCAUUAGUAUAUGUUGGGUGGUUGUGCUCAUUUGCUGCUGUACAAAGACUUUUUCAAUAGGGCCAUCGUCUUGCCAGCCCAAGUCUGACAAGAGUGACAGAACCAGCUUGCUUGCCUGCUGUUCAUGUCUUGCUACUAGUCCCACGUCAUGAUUUGACUUUGCCUCGAUGUAACAAUUAAGAUGUUACCUGCAAAGUUAAAACAUGAAUAGUGUAAUAAAAAAUGUUUCCCUAUAGGGUAUUAAUAGCUUUGCAUUCCCUUCGAUAGUAUUUAGGUAUAUGUAUUAAAAUGAGCCAAAAAUAUUGUCUUUUGCUGCUUGUUGAUGUAUGGGCUGUAUAUGGCUGCUGUCAGUGUAAUUUAGUCAGAAAAUGAUUGUAAGGUUUAUAUUGCUCUAAGGAGGGCACUUUAUAUAUGUAUAGUAUGUGUGUGUACACACACCACGCCCACUCAUAUACACACUAAAAUGCACACAUACACUAAAACAAACACAAACACACACACACUAAGACACCACAAAACAUACAUCUCUGUGAGCACAAAUGUCAGUGGCAUUGGUUUGACAUUGAGUUAGUGUUAACACCAUUAAUUCAAUGUUGAUUUGGUGUUGAAUUGAUAUUGUGUCCCCCAUUCAUGUUUUCAACUUUUGUAUAUAAGACUCUUGCUUGGGUGAGUAUUUUGCACAAUGUAAUAUUCAUUACACUUAUUUAUGAUAUACUACUGUAAUAAGUAGUGCUUAAGGAAGUGGCAGUGAUUCUUGUGUUUUUUUGGCGAAAUGUGACAACUGUUGUGAGAAUGAAGAGGCACCACCCAAAGAUUUUUUAUUAUUAACAAUAUCAUUCCUACAAAUGGGCUUUUUAUAUUGGAGUGGCACAAGCCUCGCAAUUGAAGCCACUACUAUUUGUAUUACCACGUCUCUUUCAUGUUGGUAUAAUGUGUAAUACACUUUUAUUCAAGUCAUUACGUUAGUGUAAGAUUUGACAUUGUGUUGUGAAGUACCAGUUAUUCUAAAAUGCACUUAACAUUGUUUUGGAAAAUAUUGGUCCAGGAGCUCUUGAAACGUGCAUACAUAAUGUAUACUGGUACUUAUUUCUACUUGUUUGUGAUAGAUAAUGGAUCGGGUACUUGAGGCAUUUUAUCUUUGUCACAUAAAUUUUAGGGGCAUUCUCCACCUUUGGAUAUUCUCCCCCCUCCCCUCCUUUCUGAACAUUCUAUUAUUAGCUUUCACAUGCCACCACUGUUGUUGUCCUCCCUCUUCAACCUGUACACAAUUUGUAUGGGCUAUACCUAACUAACUUUGGAGAGGAAUUAUACAUAUUAGCGAUGUUUGAAGUAAAACUGUUGGUGAGAGAUGAUACAGUAGUCGUCGUGCAUCUUGGAGCAUUAGAGGCUCACACUGUCACUAAACCUGAACUUUUGUGAAGGAAGGGGGGGGGGGUUAUCAUACAUUACAUGUAGUUUUUGGAUUUCAUUGAAACAAAAGAUAAUGCCUAUCUAUGCCUAUUGGCACUUUUAAGAUUUUCAUUUGCAAAUCUGAAGAUUUUGGCUCUUGUAUGCCUAACAAAUUUUGAAGGCUUGAAGUUUGCAGAUAGGGUUUAGUUUGAGCAUUAAUAUUGUGUUUUCAGGAUAUAAUUUUCUAUAAAUGUAAUGUCUGAAAUAUAGGAUUACUGUCCAGUAAACCUUUAUAAAAUGAAUGGGCUGCACUUCUCAGGAAGAGUGUAUGGUUAUAUUCCUUGUGUACAAGAAAUUAUUACCUGUCAAUAUUAUUUUUCCAUGACACUUCUUAGUAUAAACUUGGGAUUAGUGAACUAGUAGGUCAUAUAUAAUUGCAUUCCAAGGUUGUCCUAUUUUUAUGUUGAGUCAUUAUGCUAACCCUAUUUGCUCAACAUGGUAUAGUGAAAAAUGUAUAUAACUGAAUGACUCGGCCCAUCUUGGACUCGUUCAUUGCAACCUACUUGAAUCUCAAAAGGUUAAACUUAUUUGCACAGUAAAGCAUUUGGAGCUCAAUAUUUUAUUUUUUAUUUUUUAUAUAUACUUAUUUUAAUGCAAGUGUUUCUGGUUGUCUAAUUUUUUAAGUGAAUUCAUAUUGCUACCUUUCCAUUUUAACAUAAAUAAAUGUUUGUUCUUA